Durusdinium trenchii is the source of this 1790-nucleotide messenger RNA. NCBI's taxonomy places the organism in Eukaryota, Dinophyceae, Suessiales, Symbiodiniaceae. The record is from the annotation of a GenBank genome assembly.
AAUACCAUCACUUUUGACAUACUUAUGUCACCUAUAAGUACGCCAACCUAAGCUAGCUCCAGGUCUAGUCUCCAACAGCCAACGGCAACAUUGCAUCCAAAAUGUGCUUUAGUGCUGUUGCCCCACCUUGACUUCAUAUGCGGCUUUGAUGUUUCAAUGUGUGUCGCUGCGCACAUGUCCACGCCAGCCCUGGCAAACAGACAGGCUGACUGACUGACUGAGGAUCACUGGCAAGCUCCCAGGCUAUUUGUCCCCAUCCGCCGGACUCAAAUUUGCUGACGUGCCAAAUGGACUUGCAGCAAUCUCCAAGGUGCCUGCGGCAGGUUGGGGCCAAAUCUUGGCCUACAUGGCAUUCUGCGAGGUUUCUCAGGAUCAAUCUCCUGGCACACCUGCUGCCGCUGGAGACUUCGGCUUCAAGGUCUUGACUUCAUCUGAUCCUGCCGAGAAGACAAAAAAACUCAGCGCAGAGCUUGCCAAUGGCCGCCUUGCGAUGAUGGCAAUCAUCGGAAUGUUCUUUCAGGAUGGCCUGACUGGCAGCGCUUGGGGGGACUGGGCGAACUACACCGCUUCUCCUUUGCGUGCAUUCGAGAAUGAGUUGGGCGUUCAGGCUCCGGUGGGAUUCUUCGACCCCUUCGGCCUCACGAAGGAUGGUGACGUGGAGGCCUUCAAGCGCCGACGCGCAACGGAGCUGAAGAACGGACGUGUGGCCAUGUUGGCCACCAUGGGCUACAUCGUGCCGGAGUACUUCCGCUUCCCUGGAUACUGCUCCCCCACGGCGGGUGUGAAGUUUGCCGAUGUGCCCAAUGGCUUGGCCGCACUGGGCAAGGUGCCAGCUGCCGGUUGGACCCAGAUCUUCCUGUUCCUGGGCCUUGUGGAGAAGGGGAUCUACACCUAUGAUCCCACGCGUUCGCCUGGAGACUACAAGAACGCAGGUGUGCUGGGCGUGCCCAAUGGCAGCACCAUGGCUGCGGGUGAGGGCCGCAACCGCAAGCUGAACUCAGAGCUUGCCAAUGGACGUCUGGCAAUGAUGGCCAUCAUCGGCAUGUUCUUUCAGGACGGCCUCACGGGCUCCGCUUGGGGAGAUUGGGCGAGCUACACGGACUCCCCGCUGCGCGCCUUUGAGAACGAGCUGGGUGUUCAGGCGCCGGUGGGCUACUUCGAUCCUUUGGGCAUGUCCAAGGACGGGGACGUGAAGACCUUCCGCCGCCGCCGCGAGAGCGAGCUGAAGAACGGCCGUGUGGCGAUGUUCGCCACCAUGGGCUUCAUCCUGCCGGAGUACUUCCGCUUCCCUGGUUACCUCUCGCCUGCGAAGGGCCUCAAGUUCGCGGACGUGCCCAACGGCUUGGCGGCGCUCUCCAAGGUGCCUUUGACCGGCUGGAUCCAGAUCUUCCUCUUCUGCGGCAUGGUGGACUUCGGCCUCUACAGGGCGGAUGACUCUCGUGAUCCUGGUGACUACGAGAACGCCGGCAUUUUGGGCGUGCCCAACGCCAGUGGCCCCAUGAGCGAUGCUGAGGGACGCAAGAGGAAGCUGAACUCGGAGUUGGCCAACGGCCGUCUGGCCAUGGUGGCGAUUACUGGCAUGCUCUUCCAGAAUGGCAUGUUUGGCACUACUGGCCCUGCCAUGUGGGGCUUCUAAGGGCUCAGGUACCAGACGCACCGUCCUAUCGUACAGGCGGCCGUUGUCUCGCCUGAACGGUUGCUGUCUCAUGCCGACCAGACACCCAGAGCAGGCCAUCACACUGGACACGCCUGCGAGAUUCUCAACUGAAGCGGAGAUUGAGACAGGAAGU